This is a messenger RNA of Enterobius vermicularis (human pinworm), 972 nucleotides long. The record is from the annotation of a GenBank genome assembly. NCBI's taxonomy places the organism in Eukaryota, Metazoa, Nematoda, Chromadorea, Rhabditida, Oxyuridae.
AUGAAACAGCUAUACGACUUAGGUGAAUUUUUUGGCAGUCGAUACAAACAAUUUAUAGGCGACAGGUUUGAUAUGAAAAAAAUUUCGGUUACAUCUACAAACAGCGAAAGAGCUAUUGUCAGUGCUCAAGCCUUCCUUCGCGGAAUGUUUCCGGCUAAUGCAGAGGACGUUUGGAUGAACGGUGAAAGCUGGCAACCGCUUCCCUUCUAUUCAAGAACUUUUGGAGAUUCAGAUGCUAUGUUAAGACCAACUGAUUGGGAAUGUAGUUUGUACGAUGAAGUGGCAGAUCACGAGAACAAAGAUGCUUUUGAGAAGUUGAAUAAGGAGUAUUCUGAUUUUUUUGAGUUUUUAAAAAAUGUUACUGGUUACGAAAAAGUUGAUUUUCGUAGAGCUGCUUCGUUAAACAAUCUGAACAGAGAGAUCACUCAUCAUUUGCCGCAACCAGACUGGGUAUACAAGCGAUGGCCGGAGCAUGAAAAUCAAACGACGCUGGAAAUUGUGACGGAGUUGAAAAGAAUUGAGAGGGUUAGCGAGUUUGAUUCACCGAACAAGGCUCGUCUUCGCGGUGGGCUGCUUCUGGGAGACUGGGUUUCUAGGGCUGUUAACAUUUCAAGUGGUAAAACAGUUCAACCGCAAAAAAUGAACCUUUAUUCAACGCACGACGGUACUCUUGCAUCCCUGAUGUAUGCAUUUGGAAUUGGGGAUGGGACGCUGAUACCCUAUGCUGCUUGUCUCAUAAUGGAGGUUUAUCAGACACCGAAAGGCGGCACUGUUGUAAAGGUAACUGUAAAACAACUUUUUGCUGCAAGUUGAAACCAAACGGACUCGAACUAUUUGCAUGAUACAAUUAUACCUGGUUGUCAAGAGUUUUGCCCGGUAAAAAAAUUGAAAAAGCUGUUUGCUGAUAUGAUCAUUGACGACGACAACGAACUUGUUGAGGUCAACACAUAUAUGCAUUAUAUGACUAUCUGA